Messenger RNA from Ciona intestinalis (vase tunicate), 7256 nucleotides. RefSeq lists its product as uncharacterized. The record is from RefSeq and is a predicted model, not a curated record. NCBI's taxonomy places the organism in Eukaryota, Metazoa, Chordata, Ascidiacea, Phlebobranchia, Cionidae.
CACAAAUUAAGGGUUAGAAAAGCAUUUCAAGGGAAAUUUGUUCUCGGUUGGAAAUUGUUUGAAUAUCAGAGGAAAUACAUGAGUCGCCGAUCCUCAAGGAACGGAAGAAGAAGUUUAGAUAGAUCUGGAGAAAUUCCUCUUGAACAAGUAAUACAGAACGUAGAAGAUACUGUGCUAGGAGGCGAUAGAGAGUCGGUGCGUUCGGUGGGGGCGAGGGUGCGGGAAAUUAUUACCGAGAAUUUGAGAGAACCGGAUCGAAGUGGUUCAAGCUUGUCAGAUAUCGCCAUGUCCCGAAACUUACAGGAAGAAAAUCGGAUGCUCCAAGGAGAGCUGAGCAGAGUGGAAGAUUUAUUAUCCCAAGCUCGUGCUGACCGUGAUGAGGUUGCUAUCAAAUACAAUGCAUGUAGUGAGAGGUUGGAACAAGCCUUGAGAUUGGAGAAGGGGGAAAGGGAUAAAGGCUCUGUUGAAAAUAAGACCUUAUCCAUGCAGAAUGCUGUUUUGCGUCAAAAACUUGAAGAUGAACAAGCAUCGUACAAAAGGAAGCUCCAAGCCUACCAGGAGGGGCAGCAGCGGCAAGCACAACUUGUGCAGAAGCUACAAAGCAAGGUUCUUCAAUACAAGAAGAAAUGUGGAGAGCUAGAGGAAGAGAUAGCUGUACUCCGAGAUGAAUCUGACAGAUCCAAGAUGGCGCUGUCGGAGACAACGGACACCCUUCAAAACAGACUUGAUAAUACCGAAGCUCGCCUUCGUCGUACGGAAGCAACACAUACGACUGACUUGGAAGAUGCUCUUAUUAAGUUGGAGGAGGAGAAACAGAGAUGCGAGAGUCUUGCAGAGGUGAACUCCAUGCUCCGUGAACAACUGGUUUCAGCGAACGAUUCGAACGCCGCCCUUGCCGACGACCUUCGCAAGGUUACUGAUGAUUGGAAUGAUGUGAAACAAGAGCUUAAGACCAAGGAAUCCGAAUGGAGAGAAGAGCAAGAGAACUUCAGUUCCUACUUCGGUGACGAGCACAGCCGCUUGCUUGCGCUAUGGAGGGCUGUUGUUCAGAUUCGUCGAGGUUUCGGUGACCUGAAGUCCAACACUCAACGAGAUCUCGCCCAAGCCAUUAACGAUGUGCAGAGGGGUGCUCGACAGCUUCAUGCAUCGUGUCUGAACCUCAACGCGAACCAAAGUGUACAGGAUACCUCAGCUAAGGUUUCCCUGGAAAAGGAACGCGGUGAGAAGGGCGAUGUUGAGGAGCAGCUUCGCAGGAAGGUAAAGGAGAUGCUUUCAAUGCAAUCAGACUUCGAUACAGAGAAGGCAAGAUUAAACGGAAGGAUUAAUGAGCUUACUGUUGCUUACGAUCGGGCUAAGUCACAACUCAGCGAUAAGGACAGAACCAUCGAUGAUUUGAGGACACCUUCACGACCACUCGAGAGCACACGAGUUGACGCGAGCGACGGUAUCAACGAUGAAGAAACUGCAGCCAACAUUGCAGCGGAGAAGCUAAGCUUGGAGAAGGCGUUGAGGGACAUUGCUCAAUCGGUUAUUGCUGAUGCUGACUUAGCGAUGGCACUCUCUGACAGCCCAAGAGCGUCCGCGGUUGAUGAGCUUACAGAUUCUAUGGCUGAUCUUGGACUUGGACAUUCACCAAGACGAGGUUACUCCCCAUUGAGGUCUCCAUCUCCAGGACGACGAUCUCCACGACGAGGAAGAUCUCCAGGAAUCCGAGGCGUGUCGCCAUCUUUUGCAGAUUCGACUUACAACGCUGUGCAAGCUGCACUGCAAAAACGUCAGUUGCAAGUUCAGGAACUUCGUGCCAAACUUGAAGCGGCUCGAGAUGCAGCUACUUCUCUUAAGAAGCAAUGUGCUGAUAGUGACAACGAUAGGAAGACUUUGGAGAGCCAACUGAUGGCCCUUAAGGAAGAACUGGAUUCAACCACCAGAGCUAAAGACGAUGCGAAGCGGGACGCAUACAGAUAUAAGUCAAACGCAGAAGUCGUGGGAAGCGAAAAGCAAGAAAUAGGAAAAGCACGUGAGAGCUUACAACAAAGAAUUGAUGCUCUUAUGGCAGAGAAAGAAAAACUGCAAGCUGCAAAUGCUGAAUUGCAAAGACAGAGAGACAACGUUGAAGAUGAAAAGGAAGAUCUUCUGAAGGAUCUUGCUCGUAAAGAAAAGGAACUUAAGAGAGGAAAAUCCACUGUUGACAACAUGGAUGGCAAGCACUCCUCUCUCCGUGAGCAACUUGUGACAACAAAAGAAGGUCUAAACAGAGCUGUUUUGGAAAAGGAAAUUAUGGAGGCCGAGAAAGCUGAAGUGGUCGAUGCUCUCGCCAAGGUGGAGCGCACCAAUGCUGAAAUUGAGCUGGCGCUGAAUAAACUGAAGACUGAGGAAGCUUCAUUGAGAGACCAACUUGCCAAGAUGCAAGCGCUUAAUGAAGGUCUUGCUCAGGAUAAGGUUGAUCUACACAAAGUCAUUGCAGAGAUGGAAGAAAAGUUCGCAGCUUUGGGUGCAGCUAAAUAUGACUUGGCUUUGGAGAAAGAUUCAAUCCGAGCCGAACUCAUCAAGACAGAGCAAGAGAAGAUGGAUCUCCAUAAUGAAAAGGCCGGAUUAGAUCACAGCCUCAUCCUCACUGAACAGAGCAGAGAGAAAUUGGAACAGGACUUAAUGUUGCUUCAUCGUGAGAAGGCAGAGCUCAACGAUGGUCUAACACAGUGCACUCGUGCCAAGACCAACUUGGAAGAACACCUAGAGAAAUGCAAGGAAGAUAUCGGUCGUUUGAACGAUAUUGGCAAUAAGUUGGCAAGAGAGAAGGAAGAGCUUACUAAGGAAAAGGCAAACUUAAUCGUUCAACUCACUGCUACUGAAAGAGAAAACAGAACCCUGUCAGAGGAAAUGGCUGGCUUAAGAGCUGACAAGGAAGCUUUGGAAACCAACUUGUUCGAUGUGCAAAACGUCGCAGCUGUUUUAGAAGCUAAGAAAGAACAACUUGAGGAAGUCAAUCAAAAUGCAAUGAUGAAGAACGAAGCGUUGCAAGUGGAAAUCGGAAGAGUAAGAAAAGAAAUGGAAGUCGAAUCAGCUAAGCUUCAACGAGACAUACAGCUCCUUAAUCAGUCGAUGAUUCAGCAAGAACGUGAGGCGCAGGUGGCUCUGAAGAAUGAACAACAAUCUCACGAAGAAGAUUUGGAGAAGGCUGGACAAGAAAAGGCAACACUUCGUUUGGCAUUGCAAGCUGAAAAGGAGGAAGUUAUGCAUACUAACGGAUUGGAAAAGGAAGACAUUGUGGCAAAAUAUGAAGCUGAGAAGCAGGAACUGCAGGAAGAGAUAGAAGCUCUAUGUCAGGAGCACAACGAAGCUCUUAUAAUGGCGGAGGCAGAGAAGCAACAAGGCCUGUCAAUCAAGGAAACUGAAAAGAACGCACUGCAAGAGAAACUUAAUAACGCAACACAAAAUAUCCAAGACUUGGAGAACGAAUAUGAGAAGCUUAAGAGACAAGCUAACUCCAAAAACGAAAAAGAUAGGGCAACCAUCAACCAAAUCACACAAGAGCUGAAGGAUUUCCGAACUCAGUUUGAAUUGGCAACUGAAGCUCACGAACGAGAAAUUAAGGGAUUGAACGAUGCUUGUAAACAAGUUCAUGCAAUGCGAGAUGCUGCAAUGAAAGAGGUCGAGGAACUUAAGUUGCAAUUGAGGAUGGUUGAAGAUGCGCGAGAUGGAGUUAGAAGAGAUCUCAUCGAGGCUCAGAGGAAGGUACGUGAAACCGAAGAGGCAAGAGACAGGCAACGAAAGGAGAAUCUGGAAUUGAGACGCGGAAUUAAUGAUGAAUGCCACGAGAAGCAAACCGUUUCGAAGACAAAUGACCAGCUUCGUACUCAAGUUAAGAAAGCGGAGCAGGAGAGAAUAUCUUUGAAACGAUCGAACGAAGAGAAAGACCAAAAGAUUUCGGUUCUUGAUGAAAGCAGAGCGAACACACAGAGGGAGAACGCUGACCUUCGUGCUAGUCUAAGAGAAGUUGAACGAAGCAGGCUUGAAGCUAGACGAGAACUACAAGAGUUGCGACGACAGGUGAAAAUGCUGGACAGUGAAAAUACGAAGAAGUCGAAAGAGGUUGAAGAUCUUCAAGCUCGUGUCUCAAGUGAUGAAGAACGUGAGGAAGAAAGCAGAAGAGAGUCGUUUGGACUCAAACAGAAGAUUGUUGCAACAGAAGCCAGCAAGGAACAAGCACUUAAAGAGAACUCAAUGCUGCAACGAAAACUCGCCGAAUUGGAAGACGAUUGUCGAAUCAAGGAGCGUGAUUACUUGGAACAACUUGGUGAAUCACAUGGUGCAUCCAAACGACAGAAGGAAGAGAUAAGGAACCUCUUGAUUAAGGGCGAAGAACUCGAAGAACAACUUGCAGAAAACAAACUUAAACUUUCUGCAUCGGAAGGAAGAGUAAAUGGCUUGGAAAAUGAAAUCGUGAAGAUUGAAGGAAACAAACGCGAUGUUGAGUUCAAAUUGGGCAGUCUGCACAGCGCUCUCAGAAGGACCCUUGGCAUCUCAAGACUCGGCCGUACUAUGAGUCCAAUGAGAGGUAGUUACAGAUCACCAAGUUCGUCACCACACAGAAGAUCCAAAUCUCCUGGAAAGAACUUCGACAACACCUUCACCACAACUACAGACGGAAAGGGAACUCCUAUCCCAACAACUGGCUCACCAGACAGAAACAGGAGUCUAUCACCAAGCUAUCGUCGUUCCGCAUCACCAACGCGAACCGAACAACUUGUACAAGACAUCGAUCCAGAAGUUGUACGUGCCGCCCUUAGAGAUUUCUUACAAGAGUUGAAAGAUACUCAGCGUGAGAAGGAUGAUACAAAGAUAGAAGUUUCUAAUCUGACAAGACAGUUAAUGGAGAUGGAGGCAGAUCGUGAUCGUGUCAACCAGAGGCUGCAACAACUGCAGAAGUCUCUGGGAGAAGCGGAGGAAGGUAAGCGAGGGGCACAUGGACGUCUUGCAUCAGCCCAGACCGCGCUUAUGCUGCAAGAAGAAACUAUCAGGCGAAAUGAAAGAGAAGCCAAGAGUACGGCUGAAAAACUCGCCCAACUAGAAAGAACUCAACAAAACUCUGAAGUCGAGAGACGUGCGUUACAGGAUAAGAUCAACAAGAUGAAGGCGCAAAGUGCAAAGUGUGAGGCAGAGAAGAGAAAGUUAAAGGAAGCAUUUGAGGCUUCCGAACAAAGAUCAACCAAACUAGAACUUGCGAGAAGGGCCAUUGAAGGGGAUUUACAACGCAACAAACUUUCUCUUACAGAUAAAGAAACUGGAAAUCAAGUUCUGCAAGAACGCAUUGCCAAUCUAUCCGCCCAGAUACAAGAUCUUGAGGGUAAGUGCACUUCACUUCAACUCACGAUUGACAGAUUAAGCAACGCGCUUGCAAAGACCGAGGAAGGAGAAAGUCACUUGAAAGACAAGGUGCAAUCGCUAUCACUGUCCAUGUCGGAGAAAGACGCAGCUACUACAUCACUGAACGACAAAAUCAGCCAACUUCAGAAAAUGCUGACGGCAUCCGAGCACGAUCGGCGUGUUUUGCAGGAACGCCUUCAAGCCGCACGUCAAACUGUGGCAGACCUGAAAAAGCAGAACUCAGCUCUACAAGAACGAGUACACUCAACAACACACGAAAUGGAAGACUCCGAAGUAAGAAGAUCAGAGCUUGAAAAUCAGACCAAGAGUCUGCAGCAGAUGAUCGAGCAAAACCAAGAGGCCGAGGCAGGAAGCAUGGAAAGAAUACAGAAACUACAAGAAGAGAAACGCAUUCUGCAAGAACGGAUAACUGGCUUGCAACGAGCCAUUGCUCAACUUGAUUCGGAGAAACGAGAGACACAGAGAGGAGCUGUCCGCCUCGAAAAAGACAAGAGCGCUCUUCAGAAAACAUUGGAUAAAGUUGAACGUGAGAGACUUAAGACAGAAGAGGAAACUUUGCGGUUGGCGGAAAACAAAGGGUUGUUGAAUAGAUCCCUGCGAGACAUGGAGGCUGAGAUGGAGGAUGCCAGGAAAACCAUUCAGGCACUGCAAGCGCAACUUGCCGACAGCGAGCAAUCAGGCGCUCAACGAUUAAUUGACGUGACAAGCCGCCAUCGACAAGAAUCCGAGCUGGAAUUGGAGAGAUUGAGAACUUCACAAGUACAAACUGAGAGAACGUUGGAGGCUCGCGAGAGGGCGCACAGGCAACGCGUAAAAGGCCUCGAGGAACAGGUCGCCACCUUGAAAGAUCAGUUAACUCAAGAAAUUCGCCGCCGACAGCCUUAUACUUCUUCUUCACAUCGAUCCAAGUCUUAAAUGUGAUUUCUAUUGUAAAAUGCCCUGCAGUGUGCCAAUUGCUUUUGCUUUUUAACAGUGACUGUCUGUAUGUUUCUUGCUAAAAUCACAUGACUGGUAGGUUUACAUUUCUGUUUGUAUUUGCACACAAUGUAUACACCAUUAAUAUCUGUGAAGGCAACGUUGGCUAUAUAAAACGAGGCAAAAAAGCCGACUUGCCGUUUUGCCUUAUACGCCCAACUUAUUAAUAUAAAUAGUGUACGAUACAUGCAUGGCAAAAAAUGUAUAUUAUGAAUUUAUACCUUUCUAAAUAUGUACUUAGCAUUGCAAAUAUAUAUUACCACAAUUGCUGUAGACGUUACGUUAAGUAUGUUGCAAAAUUGUCAAAUUAUCUGUUUAAUAACAAGAUCUGUAUAAAUUCCUAAAUUUCACUGUACUAUGUACAAAAUGUCACGGCUAGAGCUUAAUUUACGUUUUCCUUUAAUUAUUCCGUACCAUUCCAAUUACUUUAAAUCACUGUCCGCCUUUUGCUCCACCGUUUUUCGCGGGUAUACCUUUCGCUAUAUCUCAUCUGCACUGAUUUUUUUAUGGAGUGCCACAACAUAUUUUGUAAAAACCAACUGAGCACCACUGUAAACAAUGUACAAACCAAUUUUUUGAUAAACCCUGUAUUUUAAGCUCAACUACUGUAGUUAUAUUUACAAAAAAGAGUAUAUUUUUACAUUAUUGUUUUAUAUUCCUGUCGUACUAUUAUAGAUACGUAGUUUCACCAACGAUUGUAAAUUUAGAUUAAUUAAAGAAAGUGUGUUUAGUGGCGUUAAUCCGUCCACAAAAGGGCGCACUUUCCCUCUAAUAUAAUUAUUGUUUCUUUCACAAACAAUGUACUUAACAGUUUUUAGUGGCUUCUUUAUGUCUAGAAACUGUAUGGUAUUCAAGUAAUAAAAAUAUGUGGCGUACCGACCACAACGCACGUGAAA